AUGCGCAAAUACGAACGUAAAGUCGAACAAUUCUAUGAAAAACAUCCACAACUCAAGACUGAAGUGGUCCAAAAGUACCCAAGACCAAAGAAACCACGCACUGCAUUCACACUGUUUCUGGAAGACCACCUCAGCAAAGAGGAACAUGUCGCUGAUAAAAGCGCAUACAAAAUGGCGUCGAAACAAGCAUGGAGCAAAAUGUCGGCUAAAAAGAAAGUGCCAUGGAUUAAACAAGCAGUUGCCGAGCAUAGAAAGUACUUGGACGAAGUUCAAGUUUAUAACUUUUCACAUCCUACUGAAGUAGUGAAGCCAUUGAAGACAAUCCUCAACAAAGAAGGGCUUCAAAUGUUGAAUAAAUCCGAAGCUGCGAAGGAUCGUGUGAAAACCAUUGCAGCAAAAUGGAAUCAAGUGAGCAAAGAGGAUCGCGAUGAGUACGAAAAGAAAUUGAAAGUGAUACAAGAAAAGUACAAAAAGGAGAAGAAGAAAAAGAAGACUGAGAGACUCUUCACCUUCUCAGUCUUCUUUUUCUUCUUCUCCAUGUCCAACUCCAGUUGCGCUCGUUCUUCCUCUGGUAAUUUAUCCAGGUAUACUUUAUAA
Molecule: messenger RNA, 597 nt
Organism: Dalotia coriaria
Lineage: Eukaryota; Metazoa; Arthropoda; Insecta; Coleoptera; Staphylinidae
Product: high mobility group protein B1-like
Exons: 2
Coding region: 1-597 (198 amino acids)
Source: RefSeq, a predicted model, not a curated record